Lobosporangium transversale is the source of this 706-nucleotide messenger RNA. RefSeq lists its product as hypothetical. Gene Ontology annotation, biological process: protein import into nucleus. Gene Ontology annotation, molecular function: small GTPase binding; guanyl-nucleotide exchange factor activity. Bases 119 to 706 code for a protein of 195 amino acids. The record is from RefSeq and is a predicted model, not a curated record. Lineage: Eukaryota; Fungi; Mortierellomycota; Mortierellomycetes; Mortierellales; Mortierellaceae. The transcript has 4 exons. Gene Ontology annotation, cellular component: nucleus.
UAACCUUCUUCCUUUCACACAACUCCUAGUCAUCUUAUUUUCUAUUCUUAUUUCUAUUUUCAAUUCCCUUCCAGACCUUAUUUUUAUUUAUUUUUUUUAUUUUUCAUUUCCUCUUCUCAUGGCCACUGUUGAACGAGAAUUAUUUGGCGGUGCCAUUACUUUGAAUCUUCCUCCAAAGUUUGAUGAUAUCAGCCAAUUUCGUGAAGUUCCAGAUCAUCAAGAGGUGUUCGUGAACGCAGACGAAGAUCAAAGUGUUAUUGUUGAGAUUUUGGAAAUGGUUGAUACAGCAGAUGACGCUUGUGCUGCAUACCAUUAUCAGCAAUUGGCUGAAGACAAUGAUGCUGAAGAUUCUUCUGUUGUUCAAAGUGUGUCUGUUCUCAGUAAUUCAGAACUUCCUCAAUGGCCUAUUGAGGCAAAGCUUUAUCUUCUACUUGGUCAGCAGCGUAUUGCAAAGUAUAACGAACGUCAAACUCGAGCCAUUGGAGGAGAUGCACGCAAUUUAGUCCAGAUCAUGAUGGUCGUCAUCCGUUUGCCCCUUCAGCAAACCGAUAUCGUGAUCUCAUACAAUGUCCCCCUUCAAAUUUCGGAGAUUAGUUCUUCUAGAGAAGUGGCUCAUGCAGGUGACAUUCAAGAGGCAGAGCUUUGGUUCCGUACCUUGCUCGGAUCUUUCCAAGUCAAAAACUGGGGACUCUUUGGAUCAAAUUAA